AUGAGAAUAUUGACUUGGAACUUGAAUGGCGUCCGUACUGUCCCGCAAUAUUAUCCAUGGAACACAUUCAAGACAUGGGGCGAGAUACUGGACGCACUGCACGCAGACAUCCUUUGUUUUCAAGGCUCGUCCUCCAUUGCCAUGAAAACAACGCGUCAAGCUCUCACGCGCAACAUCGCUGUCCCAGAGAAUUACGACUCUUUCUUCUCCCUCCCCACAGCGAAGGGUGGCUACAGUGGCGUCGCAGUCUAUACCUCCACCCAUACCGCACUCCCUCUUAAAGCUGAAGAAGGACUCUCUGGGCUCAUCCAACCUCGACCUCCUCUCUCGCCACAUGAACGCAUUUCCUCGACCUAUCCAUCAGCACACACCAUGUCUCUCAUGCCAUCCAACCCGACGUCCGAAGACCUGAACCCCACUACGCAAUCUAAGCCUACAGAUCUUCUCUCGCUCGACUCUGAGGGCCGAGCUCUUGUUCUCGACUUUGGUCUCUUCGUUUUGAUCAAUCUCUACUGCCCUAACGAGACGUCAGACGCAAGACUACCGUUUAAGUUGAAUUACCAUAGGAUGUUAGAGGAGAGAGUGAGGAUAUUGGUGGAGAGGGAGGAGAGGGAGGUUAUUGUUGUGGGCGAUAUCAACGUGUGUGCCGAGCCGAUAGACCAUGGGGAUGGACAUUUGCCGAGUUGUAAGGAGGGCUUUUGGGAGCCGCCAUGUAGAGCUUGGUUUUACGAAUGGCUGGACCCCAAAGGAAAGAUGAUCGACGUUGUGAGGAGGUUUUGGCCGGAUAGGAAGGGAAUGUAUACAUGUUGGAACCAGAAGAUCGGAGGUCGCGAGAGCAACUACGGUUCAAGAAUCGACUACAUCCUCGUUACUCCAGGGCUUAUGCCUUGGAUAAAACAUGGCGACAUCGAACCCACCAUCAAGGGUUCAGACCAUUGUCCUGUCUACGUCGAUCUUCACGACUCCAUCACUCUUCCAUCCGGUGAAAUAUUGACUCUCCGCGAAGCUAUGAGAAUGCCACCGUUGACAGCAGAUAACGCAGCGCCUUCUGCGGAAGGUACGGUCGAAGGCGAAUUCGAGGGACGAGAACCGCCCAGGAUAGCUGCGAGAUUUUGGGAAGAGUUGAAGGGCAAGCAGAUGGUGUUGUCUAAUUUCUUCGGGAAGAAGGGUGACGAUCCCGCACCUGAUCCUUCGCAGAAAUCAAAGUCCAAGCCACGGGUUAUGAGCAGACCUCCUAGCUCGACGCCACUCCCGAGUUCGUCUCAGCCUACGUCUUCGCAAUCGGAGGCCCAGGGUUCUGGACCAUCGGGUUCGCAACCUGUUCCACCUCCAGUGCAACUUCCACCAUCGCCAGAACCACAGACUCUUCUCCUUCCAUCUUCGCAACCACAGCCCCCACCAUCCUCGCAGCCCGAACCAGAUCCAGACGUCAUCGAGAUUGACUCGACAGAUGACGAGAAUGACAAGCCCACCAUCAUCGAAUCGCCGCCGCCGCCACCACCCGAGCUCCUGCCUAAGCUCGAGCCUGAACCACAGAUAACUCCCGCUUUCAACGCACUAGGACUAGAGGAGGGAGCAGUUGAAGCGAAAGCAGAACCAGAAGUAAUAGCGUCUGACGACGCCGACGUCGAGAUACCACCAUUAUCACAAGCCGAACCCGUCUCUCUCCCUCCCACUCCCUCGUCACCACUCUCUCUGCGUCAGCCUGGCUCCUCUCAACCCAACGGAAACGGUAAUGACGGAGAGAGUAGCAAAGACGCCUGGUCGACGUUGUUCAAGCCGCUUAAGCCUCCGAAGUGCAUUGUCCAUGGCGAACCUACGAAGGAGUUGAGGGUGAAUAAGCCGGGUCCGAAUAAGGGGAAGACGUUUUUUAUUUGCUCGAGACCCGUAGGACCAGGGUACGAUAAGGGAAGGAUGGAGAGACUGCGAGACGAAGUAGACCAUCAAUGGAGAUGCAAUUUUUUCAAAUGGUCUAGCGAGGUGCACAAAGAGGCUAUGAGAGCGAAUGGGGGAGGCUCGUCGACAAAGGGGUGA
This is a messenger RNA of Stereum hirsutum FP-91666 SS1, 2034 nucleotides long. Its product is annotated as DNase I-like protein. Gene Ontology annotation, biological process: base-excision repair. NCBI's taxonomy places the organism in Eukaryota, Fungi, Basidiomycota, Agaricomycetes, Russulales, Stereaceae. The transcript has 8 exons. The record is from RefSeq and is a predicted model, not a curated record. Gene Ontology annotation, cellular component: nucleus. Gene Ontology annotation, molecular function: double-stranded DNA 3'-5' DNA exonuclease activity; DNA-(apurinic or apyrimidinic site) endonuclease activity; zinc ion binding. Bases 1 to 2034 code for a protein of 677 amino acids.